GCUUGAAUUCGAACACUGUUAGAUGAUGCUUAUUGUACACUUAGAAAAAGGAAUAAAGGUAGAGAGACAUUCACGGGAAAGUGUUAAUGGAGAAGACCCAUCGUUGCUCGGGCACCACCGCGGCUGCGAAUGCCAGCUCCUUAAACUGUGAUGCUAAUGCUGGUACUCUCAGCGGCGAUGGCGGCAAGACGAGGAGCAACGGCAUACAAAGUUCACUCAAGUCCCUCAACAGAGCCUCUUAUAAGAUCUCCAAGCCCCUCCCCAGAAACCCCGUUGCUGACCCUACCCCCGUCGCUGCUCGGGCCGCUCCGGUCCCCAAGCUGCCGGAGACGGCGGCCGGUGGGGGUGGCGGUCCGCCGUACCAGCCGCAGCCGCCAGUGUACAACAUCGACAAGAACGACUUCCGCGACGUCGUCCAGAAGCUCACCGGAUCCCCCGCGUACCACCAGAGCCGCCCGCAGCCCCGGGAGGCCCCGCCUCUGCCCCCCCCUCGUCCUUGUUCGGCCGGCCCCCCCUCCCGUCUCCACCGCAUCCGUCCGCCGCCCCUCGCCCAGCUCUCCCCGCGCCAGACUCCCCCGGUUCCGGCUCCGCCGCUCCUCUCCCCUCUGCCGCCGCUCCCGGCCGUCAGCGCCGCGGCGGAGUCGCCGAUCUCCGCCUACAUGCGUCGCCUCCGCAGCGUCGGCGUUCCGUCCGCCCUGGCCCUGUCUCCCACGUUGGCGCCGACCUUGCCGCUGGGUAUGGGCUGCCUUCUGUCACCGCGGACGGCAUUUCAGAUGAUGAUAGCGGCUCCGGGGAUGCAGUUCCCGGCCUCCCCAGGGGUACAGCUGGCGAGCCCCAGAUUGGGAGAUCCCUGAUGCCCAUGGCUCUCGUCGCCAUCGGCAAAGGUUAUCCUUUUUCAGAAGAAUUUUAGUGUACAUUAAAAAUAUGGUCUUUCUUUCAGAAUUGAAUCAGCCUUUGAUGUCUGCAACCUAAAAAGAUUGUUAUCGUCGACUGCAAUCCGAAGGUCAAAGCCCCUUUCCAAUCUGCUGAUACUAAAUGCCAUAGAAACCAAAAGAGUGAAAUGGUUGCUUUGAUGUAAUAUACGAAGUUCAUCAAUUCAAUAUGUUAUCUUCUUCUCA
Molecule: messenger RNA, 1118 nt
Organism: Musa acuminata AAA Group (dessert banana)
Lineage: Eukaryota; Viridiplantae; Streptophyta; Magnoliopsida; Zingiberales; Musaceae
Product: VQ motif-containing protein 9-like
Exons: 1
Coding region: 87-854 (255 amino acids)
Source: RefSeq, a predicted model, not a curated record